GUUGCAAUACGUGGAACUACAUUCAGUUUAUCCAAGAUGGCGCAAAGAGAGCACGUGCACGCCCAUGACUCAAUUCACUGGUUCAUGGCGGAUUUGACUUCGAGGGUAGUUGCAAAAUCAGGCGUGCCCACCGACAUAUACCACCUCGGCAAGAUCGUACUGCAGAGUUUAAGUGAUGCUCCGGAUUUCGUUAACCAGAUCGAUGGCGCUACAGAUGAAGACGAAACAAAUGCCUCUGUAAUGGACAGAUCGAUUCGUUGUGCAAUUAAUUUUAGAAAAUUAGGCCUUGUUACAAACGACGUUAUUACUAUAAUGGCGCCUAACCACCUAGAUGUAACUGUUCCGUUCUACGCAGCGUUGUAUCUCGGUUUGCCAAUUGCUUCUGUUGAUGUCAAUUUUGGAAUUAUGGAGCUGGAGGCAGCAUUCCGAGUAAACAGGCCUAAGCUGAUUUUGUGUCAAAGUGAAAAGUCAUCAGAUAUUCAAACAGCCUUAAGAAAAUGUAAUUUGGACGCCAGAAUCAUUACUUUCGAUCAAUGCGACGGCUUUUUAAAUUUCUCAAAUUUAUUGGAAAUAAAUGGUGAUGAAAAGGCUGUAACAGAAUUUAAAGCAAAUGAUUUCGAUCCUGUAGAAACAAUUGCCAUAAUUUCUUCAACUAGUGGCACUACCGGGUUGCCUAAAAGCGCUGCCCUAACCCACAAGAACUUAAGGAUUUCUGUGGCUUACAAUUGGUUGUCUUUCGAAACAUAUCCUUCACCAACUAAAAUGGCUAUCGUAAGUUUUCCUUUGCAAUGGCUCUCAGCUGUGUUCAGCUAUAUUUUUUCGCCUAUUUUGCGAUUCACAAGACUACAGUCCUCGAAACCAAUGCUUAAAGAAGAUUUCUACAAGUUUAUUAACAAAUACAGACCUACUUCAUUAUUUUUAACCCCUACAUUAGCAAGAAUGCUUCUGAAUGCGGAAGAUGUCGAUACAUGUGAUUUUAGUUGUAUCGUUCAUGCCUGUUUGGGAGGCAGUGCCAUUUCACAAGCAGUAAUUGAUGACGUAAAGAGAACAAUGCCUCAAGCAAAGAUUAUUGUUUAUUACGGUUUGAGCGAAGUCGGCGGUUUUACUUUCUACGAUGCUUUUCCAGCUAAGUCAUCUCUUGGUAGACCAAUAGGAUGUUUAAGUUAUCGUUUGGUGGAUGUAGAAUCUGGUAAUGAUAUAAACGAGCCAAAUGUCCCUGGGGAGUUGUGGUUGAAAGGACCCACUACUUUCAAGGGAUACUACAAUAACCCAGAAGCAACUGCAGAAAUCUACAAGGAUGGUUGGAUAAAGACAGGCGAUGUGCUGUACAGAGACGAGCAUUGGAACUUUUAUUAUGUCGAGCGAUUCAAGCAAUUGCUCAAGUAUAAAAAUUAUCAGGUGUCUCCUACAGAACUAGAAGAAGUUAUAAAACAACAUCCAGGCGUUUACGAAGUAGCCGUUACCGGUAUAACAGAUCCUGAAUGUGGGGACUUACCAAUCGCCUGUGUGAUUCGGAAACCAGGGCACACAGUGACUGCGCAAGAAAUUAAGGAUUUAGUCAAAGAUUCCCUCGCUGAUUCUAAGCAGCUAAGAGGCGGGGUGACGUUUGUUACCGAAAUUCCGAUGACAGUAACUACGAAGAUUAACAGGAGAAAAUUAAAGGAGUUAGUGCCGAGUUUGAACAGAGAAUAAUUAUUGUAGAGGCGUAGAGUAGUUACAAAGUAGAGAGAGAAUAAUUAUUGUUGAAGUCACCUUCAUCCGCGUAGUAGCAGUUUUUGCUGUUAAAUGUGAAGGCUUAGUUCUGGUCUAAGAUUAUACAGAUAUAUCUUAUAAAUUUAGUGAUGUCACUUGCACGGACGCAAGUAUGACUUUAAGAUGGCAUAUAGUUACUUAUAUCAUGACAUUAUUGUGCAAAAUACGAUUCCAAUAAAGUAUUCGAUACCUUACAUUUCUGUUAUCAAUGUAGCAUCACAUAGGAUUACGCAAUUACACUAGAAUCGGACACACUUUAUAAUGUAAUCCAUGCAAAUAAUUGGAACAGACUUGACUAUCUGAUUUUAACAUUAUAUCUACAAUAAAUUAUUUUAUUACA
Molecule: messenger RNA, 2092 nt
Organism: Manduca sexta (tobacco hornworm)
Lineage: Eukaryota; Metazoa; Arthropoda; Insecta; Lepidoptera; Sphingidae
Product: luciferin 4-monooxygenase
Exons: 11
Coding region: 37-1692 (551 amino acids)
Biological process (GO): fatty-acyl-CoA biosynthetic process; long-chain fatty acid metabolic process
Molecular function (GO): long-chain fatty acid-CoA ligase activity
Source: RefSeq, a predicted model, not a curated record